AAAUAAAGCAAUGCAAAUUAAAUGUUUUUUCGUCAUUUUAUUUAAAUAAGUUUCACUAAACCUAAUAAGUAAUAUGUGAACGAUUUAUAAUGUUAAGAGCCUUUCUUCAGAGAUAUAGAACUAUGGUUCUAGUUAGCGUGUUCUUUUUUUAUUUAGGAUGUUGCCUUACAAUAAAUUUUACACACAUAGAAUGUGCAACUAAAGCAUCAAACAAUAACGAUUUGGAAACUCGGGACAAAUCUUUAUCAAAAGCGCAAUAUGUUGUUAUUAUAAUUAGUAGUCCAAAUAACGAGCCUAAGCGUGAUGCUAUACGGACAACAUGGGGAAAUUUUGUUGAUAACAUUUUUGUAGAAAAUGGUGAAAUUAUAUACAAAUGGAACCACACUGUGAUAUCAAAACAAUCACAACAAAAUAUUGUUAAACUAUUCUUUGCUGUGGGCAGAUUAGGUUUAAGUGAAAUUAAAGCAGAGAAAGUGGCAAAUGAACAAAAGCGUCAAAAAGACAUUUUAAUUCUUGACAAUAUUGAGGAUAGUUACAAAAAUUUAUCACUAAAAGUAUUGAAUACCUUGAGUUGGAUAAGUAAAAAUUUAAAGGAAAUGAAAUAUGUAAUAAAAUGUGAUGAUGAUUCUUUUGUUAGAAUUGAUUUAAUAGUCAAAGAUCUUGUCGCUUUUGCUCCUAGUAUGAAUGCACCUGAACUAGAUAAAUUUGUUACAUUGAAGGAACAACAGCCUACAUACAAAGGGUUGUAUUGGGGUUAUUUUAAUGGCCAUGCUAAAGUGUACCUCAGUGGCAAGUGGCAGGAAAAGCGUUGGUUCUUGUGUGAUAACUACUUGCCUUAUGCAUUAGGUGGUGGUUAUGUUAUAUCUCGCAGUGUUGUGGAUUACAUUGCCCAGAAUAUCGACUUCCUAAGUUAUUACAAUGCAGAAGAUGUAUCUAUGGGUGUUUGGACGGCUUCAUUGAAUGCAAUAAACAGAAUCCAUGAUGUCAGAUUUGAUACUGAAUGGAAAUCACGAGGAUGUGAUGACAACAUGCUUGUAAGACACAAGCAGACAGUAAAUGAUAUGUUCCAGAUGUACAAAACUCUUGUACACUCGCAUGGAAGAAAACUAUGUGAAAUCGAAGAGUUUGAAAGAAAAACAUAUUAUUAUAAUUGGAAUGUAUUACCUAGUAUGUGUUGUAAAAGGAAUUAAUUCUAAUUUCUAGUCUUAUCUAUGUCUUAAUUUAUUAAAAUACUUAUUAAUUUUUA
This is a messenger RNA of Papilio polytes (common Mormon), 1246 nucleotides long. RefSeq names its product beta-1,3-galactosyltransferase 6 (gene beta3GalTII). The transcript is spliced from 3 exons. Gene Ontology annotation, molecular function: UDP-galactosyltransferase activity. Gene Ontology annotation, cellular component: membrane. Lineage: Eukaryota; Metazoa; Arthropoda; Insecta; Lepidoptera; Papilionidae. Bases 90 to 1190 code for a protein of 366 amino acids. The record is from RefSeq and is a predicted model, not a curated record. Gene Ontology annotation, biological process: glycosaminoglycan biosynthetic process.